Molecule: messenger RNA, 817 nt
Organism: Brachypodium distachyon (stiff brome)
Lineage: Eukaryota; Viridiplantae; Streptophyta; Magnoliopsida; Poales; Poaceae
Product: dehydrin Rab16B
Exons: 2
Coding region: 107-580 (157 amino acids)
Biological process (GO): response to water
Source: RefSeq, a predicted model, not a curated record
AGCGUUACCCUUCACUUCAUCACGAUCGAGUUCUCCGUUCACCUAAAGCUAGCGCAUACAUAGUUCAGAGGAGAGAUUGAACAAGAAGAAGGUUUUAAGAGGCAAGAUGGAUCGCUACCAGGGUCAGCAGGGCUACGGCGCCAACCAGGUCGACGAGUACGGUAACCCGGUUGCCCGGCAUGGCGCCACCGGCGGCAUGGGAGGAACAUACGAGGCUCCCGGCGCGUUCACGGGCACUGGCGGCGGCCAGGGCCAGGGGCAGCAGUUCCAGCCCACCAACGGCGAGCACAAGACCGGCGGGAUUCUGCACCGCUCUGGCAGCUCCAGCUCCAGCUCGUCUGAGGACGACGGCGUGGGCGGGAGGAGGAAGAAGGGCAUGAAGGAGAAGAUCAAGGAGAAGUUUCCCGGCGGCCACAAGGAAAACCAGCAGCACAUGGCGGCUGGAACUGGAGGAGCCUACGGGCAGCAGCAAGGGUACGGAGGAAUGACCGGCACUGGCGCCGGGGCGCACGGCGUGGACACCGGCGAGAAGAAGGGACUCAUGGACAAGAUCAAGGAGAAGCUGCCUGGCCAGCACUGAGCCGGUAGCUAGCAAGCUCCGGCCGGCCGGCCGGCCUUCGGCUGCUGUUUGAAUAAUGAGAUGAACAAAUAAGAUGUCUGCCGGUGACAUCCAUGUAUUUUAUGCAGUGUCGUGUUUGUUACUGUGUGGUUGUGUACGCUUUGAUUUCACGGAAGCGCAUGUAUCGCACGUGUAUUUGCUUCAUGUUCUGAAUGCACAUAUACAUGCCAAGUUGCGUUGAGCCGCUUCGGAGCACCA